CCCGCAGCGCCGGGGAGGCCACCAGGCCCGUGAACAGCACCUGGGGACAUCAUUGGGGACAUCCCUGAGUGCCACCAGGCCUGGGAACAGCACUUCGGGACACAUUGGGGACAUUCCUGAGUACCACCAGUUUUCCGAGCGCCUCCGCGCCGUCCGGUUGGGCCCGAGCUCCCCCGCCAGACUCCGCCGCCGCCAUGAGGGAGAUCGUCCACAUCCAGGCGGGCCAAUGCGGCAACCAGAUCGGCGCCAAGUUCUGGGAGGUGAUCAGUGACGAACACGGCAUCGACCCCACGGGCACCUACCAUGGGGACAGCGACCUGCAGCUGGACCGCAUCAGUGUCUACUACAACGAGGCCACAGGUGGUAAAUACGUGCCCAGGGCCAUCCUGGUGGACCUGGAGCCCGGCACCAUGGACUCGGUGCGCUCCGGCCCCUUCGGGCAGAUCUUCCGGCCCGACAACUUUGUGUUCGGCCAAAGCGGUGCUGGCAACAACUGGGCCAAGGGUCACUACACGGAGGGUGCCGAGCUGGUGGACUCGGUGCUGGACGUGGUGCGCAAGGAGGCCGAGAGCUGCGACUGCCUGCAGGGCUUCCAGCUGACCCAUUCCCUGGGCGGCGGCACCGGCUCGGGCAUGGGCACGCUGCUCAUCUCCAAGAUCCGCGAGGAGUACCCCGACCGCAUCAUGAACACCUUCAGCGUGGUGCCGUCCCCCAAGGUGUCGGACACGGUGGUGGAGCCCUACAACGCCACGCUGUCCGUGCACCAGCUGGUGGAGAACACGGACGAGACCUACUGCAUUGACAACGAGGCGCUCUACGACAUCUGCUUCCGCACCCUCAAGCUGACCACGCCCACCUACGGCGACCUCAACCACCUGGUGUCGGCCACCAUGAGCGGCGUCACCACCUGCCUGCGCUUCCCCGGCCAGCUCAACGCCGACCUGCGCAAGCUGGCCGUCAACAUGGUGCCCUUCCCACGGCUGCACUUCUUCAUGCCCGGCUUCGCGCCGCUGACCUCGCGGGGCAGCCAGCAGUACCGCGCCCUCACCGUGCCUGAGCUCACCCAGCAGGUCUUCGACGCCAAGAACAUGAUGGCCGCCUGCGACCCGCGGCACGGCCGAUACCUGACGGUGGCCGCCGUUUUCCGUGGGCGUAUGUCCAUGAAGGAGGUGGACGAGCAGAUGCUGAACGUGCAGAACAAGAACAGCUCCUACUUCGUGGAGUGGAUCCCCAACAACGUGAAGACGGCCGUGUGCGACAUCCCGCCGCGCGGCCUCAAGAUGGCCGUCACCUUCAUUGGCAACAGCACGGCCAUCCAGGAGCUCUUCAAGCGCAUCUCGGAGCAGUUCACGGCCAUGUUCCGGCGCAAGGCCUUCCUGCACUGGUACACGGGUGAGGGCAUGGACGAGAUGGAGUUCACUGAGGCCGAGAGCAACAUGAACGACCUUGUGUCCGAGUACCAGCAGUACCAGGACGCCACGGCCGAGGAGGAGGAGGAUUUCGGCGAGGAGGCCGAAGAGGAGGCCUGAGGGGUUUCUCCGGAGGUCGUGGUCCUCGGCAGUGUUGCUCCUCCCCUUCCCGGUGUGUUGUCCCAGAGAGGCGUCAACCGGUGGGCGGCGCCUUUGGUGUCAUCAUCAUUGUCCUUCAUCAUCGUCAGUGUUGGCCCUGGUCAUCGGCGGCAGCAGAGUCCCCACCCGACCUUCAGCGUUGUCCUCAAGGUCCUCAACCUUCAUCAUCGUCAUCCUGGAAGAGUCCCCAGCCUUCAGCAUUGUCCUCAGAGUCCCCAGGCUUCACCAUCUUUGAAGAGUCUCCAACCUUCAUCAUCAUCAGUGAGUCCUUGGCCUUUGUCAUCCUUGCAGAGUGUCCAAUCUUGAUCAUGGUCAGACCUUCCAACUUCUGUCGUCUUCAUCCUUGAAGAGUUCCCAAUUUUCAUCAGCAUUGAAGAGUUACCAACCUUCAUCAUCAUCUUUGAAGAGCCCCCAGCCUUCAGCGUUGCCCUCACAGUCCCCGACCUUCAUCAUGGUCAUUCUUGAAGAGUCUGCAGUCUUCAUCAUCGUUGAAGUCUCCAAUCCUGAUCAACCUCCAUGAUUGUUGAAGGAACCCCAAGGUUCAUCAUUGUCAAGGAGUCUCCAGCCUUCAUCAUCAUCCUCCUCACAGAGCCUCCAGGAGCUCCUGGUCUUCAUCGUGGUCCUUGAAAAACCCUUGACCUUCAUAGUCUUCAUCAUGGAAGAGCCUCCAAGAGUUUUUUGACCUUAAGUAGUCUCAUCAUGGAAGAGUUGCUGACCAUCAUCAUCGUCACCUCUGCCCCUCCCCCGCUGCCACCGCGGCCUCCUGUCCCCUCCUCCCCCACUCUGGCUCCAUUUUCUCCAUUUUUUUGUAACUUUUCCCAAAUUUUGUUCAUUUUUCCCAUUUUUUUUGUUUUUCCCCGCCUUUUUUAUUACUUUCCAUAUUUUUGUCAUUUUUUCCCUUUUUCGGUUUAUUUUGCUCCUUUUUCCCUGUUUCAGUCUCUCUCGAUUUUCACCCAUUUUUCCUCAUUUUUGGUUAGUUUCCCCCAUUUUUAGUUUUUUUUUUCCAAUUUUUGCUCUUUUAUUUCCCAUUUUUGGUUGCUCUCAGCCCAAUUCCAUUCCUUUUUUCCAACUUUUGGGUCCUUUCUCCCAGUUUUUGGUUGAUUUUUCCCUAUUUUUGCUCGGUCAUUAUUUUAACCAUUUUUCCUCCUUUUGGCUUCAUAUUCACAAUUUUAAUGAAUUUUUAAACAAUUUUUUGUUCAUUUUUCCCCAUUUCUGUCCGUUUUUCCCGAUUCCGUUGCCAUUCCCGGUGUCCAGUCGCUCUCUCCCGUUUUUGGAUGUUUUUGGUUUUUUUUCCCGUUUCUUUCGUUUUUCAUAUUGAAAAGUCGCCCCCGGGUCCGGAAUAAACUCGGGAUGGAAAAGCCA
Messenger RNA from Vidua macroura (Pin-tailed whydah), 2930 nucleotides. It is a transcript of the gene TUBB, whose product is annotated as tubulin beta class I. Gene Ontology annotation, biological process: mitotic cell cycle; microtubule cytoskeleton organization. The transcript is spliced from 5 exons. Gene Ontology annotation, molecular function: GTPase activity; GTP binding; structural constituent of cytoskeleton. NCBI's taxonomy places the organism in Eukaryota, Metazoa, Chordata, Aves, Passeriformes, Viduidae. The coding region runs from base 195 to 1529 and encodes 444 amino acids. The record is from RefSeq and is a predicted model, not a curated record. Gene Ontology annotation, cellular component: cytoplasm; microtubule.